Molecule: messenger RNA, 3604 nt
Organism: Physcomitrium patens
Lineage: Eukaryota; Viridiplantae; Streptophyta; Bryopsida; Funariales; Funariaceae
Biological process (GO): heme oxidation
Molecular function (GO): heme oxygenase (decyclizing) activity; flavin adenine dinucleotide binding
Source: RefSeq, a predicted model, not a curated record
GAGGCCGAAUAAUCGGAGAGCCCACCUGAGUUUGAUGAAAGAGCGAAGUAUCUUGCAGCAGUGAGGGGGUCCUUUAAUUUUCUGAGAACUUCGGGAACGGAUCGCGGCUUUUGUUGCAGUUUUAUCCUCUCUGCAUCCACUCAUUCUCUUGGUCUUGCAGUCGCUCACAAGAUUACUAGCAGGCUGAGCUGUUCCAUUGCAUUCCUCAUCAGAACAUGUAACUUGCACUGUCAUCAUGAGGAUUUUAUGAGAGAGUGGAGUCCCGAGCGUUUGCGUCAAAGCUUGCCCCCACAGCAAGACGAUGGCCACUUUGGUGGUUGAGCUGGCGCUAGCUCUAAAGCAUGGAGGGCCACGUGAGAAAAGUUUGUGUCAAAAUUGCUCAAUUAAAGCCCGUAAUCAAGGUCAUGUGCGGCCCAUCCCGUGCAAGAACAAGACAGGAUUUUGUGGUUCGGGUUUGUUUGGCCAAGAGUUAGGGUUUGCAGCAAAUGCUUCCAAGGCUUUUUCGUGCUCCAUUUCCAGGUAUUCGGCCCUAAGAGCUAGCCUGUCUGCCACAACGGAAAAACGUAGGUUCAGAAUUCUGGACAAAUUUAAGGGCUUUGUGGAAGAAUUGCGUUUUCAGGCUAUGAGGUUGCACGUCAAGGAGCAAACGAAGGAACACAUUGCGAAACGUGGACAUUCUACGGAGGAAUACCUGAAGUUUCUAGUGGAUAGCAAGAUGGUCUAUGAAACCAUGAAAGCGAUCGUCAUGGAUUCCUCACAUCCUUCGUAUAAGUUAUUCAAAAUGACCGGAUUGAUGCGAGCAAGCAGGCUGGCAAAGGAAUUAGAUUGGUUCAUAGGGCAGGGUUACAUCAUCCCCGAGGCUGGACCAGCUGGAAUUUCUUAUGCAAAUUACUUGAGAGGUCUAUCUCAGACGAAUAUGCCUGCGUUUGUUAACCAUCUUCACAACGUCUACUAUGCUGAAACGGCUGGUGAACAAUUCCUUGUACAAAAAGGCUUUGCAGGGGUUGCUGAGGGUCUAGCUAGUGAGAACUUAGAUGCUGUAGGAAGCAAAACGGAAGAGAAUGUGCUGCAUUGGAACGAAGCCGGAAAAAUAGCUGGAAGGAUGCUGUUGAUUUGGACUGCAUCCGUGUGGGUGGCUAUGUGGACAGGAGGAAGUGGGCCAGCCUAUGCAAGUGAAGGAGGCUCAGGAGUGCUGGCCCGACCUGUAGUAGGAAAUAUAAAAGCAUCCGUAAUGGAGACGUUGAAAUCUAUGUGGCCCAAAACGCAACAGGUUUUAGAGGUGCUGAGGGAUCAAGGGCUUCUCCUAUCACUAUUGCUCGCCAUAUCUGCGUUCUUUUCUAUGUCAGAGACUGCUAUCACAACCCUCUGGCCAUGGAAGGUUCGUGAACUUGCAGAGAAGGAAGGAGAAGGUGGGGUCUUCCAACUCCUCCGCCAAGAUGUUACUCGCUUCCUGACUACUAUUCUAAUCGGCACAACGGUUUGUAAUAUUGCAGCAACUGCAUUGGUGACUGAUGCAGCAACAGCCUUAUUUGGAGAAGCUGGAGUCACAGCUGCCACAGGUGUCAUGACGGUUGUUCUUCUUUUAGUGACAGAGAUUGCUCCCAAAAGCAUUGCUGUGCAUAAUGCAACAGAAGUUGCGCGUGUAGUGGUGAGGCCCGUGGCCUGGCUAUCAGUGAUUUUAUAUCCAGUAGGGCGUCUGGUGACUGCAAUGUCCACAAGUUUGUUAAAGCUUUUGGGGUUGAAAAGCAGUGGCGAGCCUUUUGUGAGUGAAGAUGAACUUAAGCUUAUGUUACGAGGAGCUGAACUUAGUGGAGCUAUAGAAGAGGAGGAGCAGGACAUGAUAGAGAACGUGCUCGAAAUUAAAGAUACAUAUGUACGCGAAGUUAUGACUCCUUUGGUAGAUGUAGUUGCUAUCGAUUCGGCUGCAAAUUUGCUGGAAUUCCGCAACCUUUGGGUGAAGCAGCAGUACUCAAGAGUACCAGUUUUUGAACGGCGUAUUGACAACAUUGUUGGCAUAGCAUAUGCUAUGGAUAUGCUUGAUUAUGUGGAGCAGACAGAAUUGUUGCAAAGGAUGAAUGUUGGACGCAUUGCUCACAGGCCAGCUUACUUCGUUCCAGACUCUAUGUCAGUGUGGAAUCUGUUACGGGAGUUCAGGGUACGAAAAGUACAUAUGGCAAUUGUACUGAAUGAAUAUGGUGGUACUGUUGGGGUUGUGACACUGGAAGAUGUUGUGGAAGAGAUUGUUGGCGAAAUUUUUGAUGAAAAUGAUUCCAAGGAGGAGAUUAGGAAGAAAACCGGUUAUGUGGUUCAAAGGGCCGACGGGGUUUUUGACGUCGAUGCAAACACGUCAGUCGAGGACCUGAAGGAAGCUCUAGAGAUUAAACUUCCGGAGGGUUCACACCGCUAUGAGACUGUAUCAGGUUUUGUAUGUGAGGCCUUUGGCUACAUUCCUCGCACUGGAGAGAGUACCAAAAUUACACUUUGGAAGGCGGAUGCUGAUGAGGGUGAACGGCGUGAUGGAGAUAACCAGGGCGAGCAUCAUGAUGACCGUCGGGAGAAGGAGAAAGAGAAAUUUCAAAAGUACCGCCUAGAGAUUCUCGCCGGUAACGCUCGAAAGGUAGGAUCGGUGCGGUUUGAGAGAUUAGAGGGCACCAGUCUGAGUCGGGAGGAGGCCGAGAGGAGUUUUCCCAGAAUUCUGCAUACAGAUAGUCCUGCCGAUGAAGAUGUCCGCUGGAGAGACUCUGAGGAAGUCUCUACAGAAGAGGACUCUGAUAGCGAAGGCUCAGAUACCGAGGGAUGCAUAGCUGAUGUGGACAUUAUAGACGGACCCAGAAUUUAUCUACCCGGAAGUGUUCGUUGCAACGACGACCUGGACUUUGUACCAUCUGACGGUCUAGCCACAAUAGGUACUCAAGACUGGGGAUUGGAAAUAAUUGAGGAAGCGCCAAAAGAUGGAAUAAAAACAGAUGGUGAAGCAGACCAGAGCACCACGACUGUUGUUGCCAACCUCACAGAGAAAUGGGAAUUGCAAGAGGCGCAAGUUGAAAGGCGCCGAAACAGAAGACGAAAACAGUCAGUGGAGGCUGCGAUGGAGCUGGACAGACAACAAAGGUUCAACCAACACAAGCAAUGAAUGCUAAGCUCUCUUAUCUCAACACAUAGGCGGGAUUGAAAGGGUAAGUGGGGGUUUUGGCAUGUAACAAGAUAUUUGGAAACUUGGUUCAAAGGAAAAAAGAAGAAGACAACGAAGACGAAGAAAAUGAUGCUGAUGAUGAUGACGACGACGAUGAUAACAAUAGUUUUUAGGCAUUCGUAUCAUAUUUAAGGGAUUUCACAUCCUAUCCUCAUCCUUUCUAGCCUGGAUUUGUUUGCAUCUCUAGCAAGAUGACUGUAAAUUGUGAGGACUUAGUGUUUAGACUGCCAUGUCUCCACAAAUAUCUGGCAAAGUCAUGAAGCAACGCGCUGACUUUAGUUUGCUUGCUGUUCAAUGUAUAGCCUCUCGAUAGAUUUGCCCUUACGAGAAGGGACUUCCGAGGGCUUGCUUGUAUUUUUAUUCGACCUCUGUAUCAUACUACAAUUCUUUCUGAUACACAUUGAAAGUUCA